GUCAUCUGGUGUGUUUUAAUAAGGGCCACGGUCAGUUGUUCAACCACCAUCAAGUCGUCAUCUGUGCCGCAUACAUAAAGCGCUCGACGACGCAUACAGAUAUUUUUAGGCCGCGGCUGUCAGUAUACUGGUAUGCUCCCGCAGUGCGGAGUCACACAGUGUUACACACAUGUAUCCUGAUGCGGACAUGAGUAUUGAUGUCAGUGUGCCGAUAUGUCAAAGCUGGAACGGUCAUUGAAGUCAACUGGCCCGUAUUGUGGAAACGGGCAGUGAAUUCAUAACACUGGAAGUAACAUGUGUUCUGUCGUCCUACGUGUAUGCUUCGUGUUUCAAGUACUAACUGGUUGAUUGAGGUGUUUGUGUGCUUGGCCUUUGUGGGUGGUUUUUACAGCUUUGGUGUGUUUACUAUUUUGUCAGUUUGAUUUAGGGCCAACACUCUACCCGACGAAAUUAUGAGCAGAAGGAAUCGGGAGUACAAAGAUGUCGUGCAAAAACUUGUUGGUCGUCAGACCAAUGCUGCUCGCGGAUCACCUGACCAGCAGCGACGUCUCCAACAGCGACAGAUGCUGCAGCAGCUGCGCCAACACGUGUCGGAGACGCGCUACGAGACGGGAGAAGCCGUGUCGCACAUCCAGGAGGAGAUGUACAAGAUGGAAGCCCGCCUCAGCCAGUCUGGCAGCCUGGACAGCGACGAGGGUCUCGCGGUGCCAAUGUCUACAGGGGACCACGCGGGCAUGUCGUCACCCAACCACGCGUCGUCGGCUGCGCAUUCCCUACCGGAGAAAUAUCAGAGCGAAACACUCCGCGCCAUGCAGGAUUUGAUCGUGAAGCGAAGACGGAGUGAGCAAGGGGAGUACGACCCGCACGAAGCUGAUGGGCACGGAGCCGGGCACGGAGCCAUGAAAAUGGACAAACAGUCGGCCCACGGUGUCAAAGACAAUCACAUGAUCUGAAGUCAAAGGUUGCAUGGUGAAACCGAGUAUCCUCAAUUUGCUUGUGUAUAUAUGCUGACAAAUUACAAGGUCACUUUUAUAAAGUGAUCUGACUUUAUUUUCAUUUAGCCUUAUUUUCCUAGGUUUUGGGGAACUUUGUGGUACACUCGAAAUUUUUGUCGGUAUUUUGGUAUUGAAUUUUAAUGGUUUGCAAAGUGAAAUAUUACCAACUCUGCUGGCCAUAAAUUGUGCAUAGAAUGUUGAAAUUCCUUUUUAUUUUAACAGCACAGUGCACAGAGACUAUGUAGAUCUUAAGGAGUCCAUAUUACAAAUAAAGGAAACCUUUCACACAAUUGUCAUUGAUCCCAAGUUGGGUGCAUACAUGUAACAAUUAACUAAUCAAUUGAUGUUUCAGCUCAGUGAAUACUAAUACAUUGUGUACAUGUACAUGUAUGUGUGCACAAUAUUUUUUAAAAAGUGUGUACAGGACACCCUAUAUCAGUCCUGCGACUGAAAAAUUGACGUCUGAUCCUCUUACAUGAAGUUAAUACCUGUAGUUGUCGAUGAAGUGCCAGCAACUCGUCGCCGAAAGGAUGCUAGCGCAUCACUUAGCCCAAAUUGAACUUUGACAUGGUCGCUGACCUCACUUUUAGUCAAUGAACCAACUGGUUUGCUAGUCUGAGUAUCACCCGUUGUUCAACAGGGCCUGCAACAACGUCUGAUGUACACAAUCACCAUAAUAGGCCAAAUAAUUUUUAUUGCAGUUAACGUGUAAGUUACGGGUACGUGGUGUCCACUUUCCACUUUUGCUUUCUUCUGCAAGUAUCAAACAAGGCAAUUAUAGGCUUCUUGUUGUCUUGUCAAGGUAUCCAUUUCUUAUUAAAAUCAAGUUGCGGAGACAAAAAGCUUGAGAAGAAGUAGAUUUAUUCACUAAUAAGUGGACACCGUAACUAAUACCUUGAUAAGACUACAAGAAGAAUAGCAACUGCCCCCAAAAAGGAUUAUCAACAAGGGACCAUCAGCAUCGGACGUGCGCCAUUAAACCGGCCUUUACUGAUCCCACGAUCCGAAACAUUGUCCAAGAUAUCGUGGAUACCCCCGUGAUGUGUGAAACACAGUGCUGUAGUACUCGUACUCGGUACUCGUACUAGAGUACUACUCAAGUACUUUUUUUGAGUACUCGUACUCGUACUCGAAUAGCAGUACUUGAAAAAGAAUGGUAUAGCUUGACUUACCACUGCCUUAUUUUAUUAUCGAUACUUUCAGUUGGAAAUUAUUGACUGGCCUGCAGAGAAAUCAAAGUUUGCUGAAUUUUCUCUGUGCACGUCUAGACAAACACAUUUAACAGCUAGCCGUGAGUGGGUCUGUAUAUCGGUCUGACUGUGCCUGGGCCAAAUACGCACAAUGAACUAUUUGCGAUAUGGCUGUAUUUGGAAAUAGAAGUACUCGUACUCGUACUCAGAAGUACAAGUACUUGUACUCGGAGACCUGAACUUGUAAGUACUUGGUACUCGGAAAAAAGUACUCGACUACAACACUGGUGAAACAUAAUGACCUGCGAUAUUAAGGGUAUGGAAGUCAGCUGAACUUGUAUCUAACAAAGCACCAAAAUUGAAAUAUUUAUCCCUUCUCUUAGAGUCGUAUUGAAAUAUAUCUGUCAUCACGACUUGUACUUUUACUGAAAUGUUCUUUUCAAGAAUGAAAAAUGUUUUCAGAAUUUAAAUUGAUUAUUUUAUUUAUUUUCAAAGGGUCAAAAGAAGAAGCCUUAAAACAAUUGAAUUGUUUACUAUUUAUUUUUAAUAUUUUGUUUCGAUCAUUCACAGGGUUAAUGAAAUGUAAAGUUAUCGUAUACAGUGGACAAGUAUUUUAACAUAUUACUAUGUAUAUAUCAAAAUGUAUUUAUCAAGACUAUUUGUUUAUAUGCACACACAGUACUACUUUGUUUAAAAAAUAUUAUAAAAAGGAGAUGGGCCAGCUAUCCUUAGUCUCUUGACUCAUAAUGUAAAAAUAUUUAUUGGAUAUAAUAUGAGAAUAUUUAAUAUUUUGGUACACCAUACACUUUUUAAGAUAUAAAUGUAAAAUUAGAUUCCCUAUGGAAGGUUAUGUGCAGCUUGAAGAGAUAUAGAUACCGGUAUGUACAAUUUAGCAUUUUGGAGUAGUAAUUCUAGUUAACAUUCGGAUGCCUUUUCAAAUUACAUAGCUCAAAACUAUUUAUAAAAUGAAUUUACAUCACCCCGACGCAGAUCCUAUCUAUGAAUACAAUGCAGUUUGGUUGUAGUACCCGCUGCUAUAUCAGAUUCGAACCAGCCAACCGAUCCCGCAAGCGCGGUGGUCGAGUGGUAAGACGUCUGCACUAGAAAGCAGGAGGUCGUGGGUUCGAGUCCCACCCAAGUGAUUUUUUCCUACAAUCACUUGGGACAACACUGAGGAUACAGUAUUUAUAAAAAAAAACCCAAUUAUGUCGGUAUAGAGCAAAACCCAGUAUCGAGGAAAGUAGAAAGCCUAUAUGUUUUGCAAAUGAUUUUUUUUUUGGAAAACAAAUUAAAAUAUGUGUUAACCACUUUCAUUUACAAAGUUUAUAUUUUUACUUUGGGAAUUUAACAAAUCUUGCAACUUAUUCCCAAAAGAAGAAGCUACAAUUGCUAUAAAUGUUGAUGUAUUUAUGUAUUAUUUGUUUUAGGGGGCUUGGGAGAAAAGGAGAAAAAAAAUAUAUAUCAAGCAGACUUGCAGCUCUAGUUUCUGAAGCUUUGUCUCAUAGCAGCUUGCACUCAGUAGCGACUUUGUAAUUAAUUUGCAGUGAAACAUGCCAUGUAUACCUGUAGGCAAGGUAGGGAGAACAUUUUGAGCUAUGGUAUAAGUGCAUGCACGUCAUUUUCAAACUGGCCCAUGAGCAUGUCUAAGUACCGCAGUAAAGGUAGCUACUCUGGGCCAGUCUGCAUUAGAUAUUUCAGUUUUUGAUCAAUCAAUUGUACCAAGCUGUGACUGUAAAAACGAAUUGCAUUUUUUUUACAGCUGCAUAUUAAAGGUUAAAUAUAGAAGGUUAAA
This is a messenger RNA of Patiria miniata (bat star), 3977 nucleotides long. RefSeq lists its product as uncharacterized. Bases 453 to 953 code for a protein of 166 amino acids. The transcript is spliced from 3 exons. The record is from RefSeq and is a predicted model, not a curated record. NCBI's taxonomy places the organism in Eukaryota, Metazoa, Echinodermata, Asteroidea, Valvatida, Asterinidae.